This is a messenger RNA of Cynocephalus volans (Philippine flying lemur), 1603 nucleotides long. It is a transcript of the gene LRRC2, whose product is annotated as leucine rich repeat containing 2. The record is from RefSeq and is a predicted model, not a curated record. NCBI's taxonomy places the organism in Eukaryota, Metazoa, Chordata, Mammalia, Dermoptera, Cynocephalidae. The transcript has 9 exons. Gene Ontology annotation, molecular function: protein binding. Bases 180 to 1295 code for a protein of 371 amino acids.
CGCUUACAAAUAUAGCCCGUUAGCGCACAGGCACGGGAGGCUCCGGGCAGCGCGGGCCCUUCCGGCUCGGCUCUGUGUGUUGUUCUGCGGUGUAAACAGCCUCUCCGCGGAUUACUGCCGCAGCCGCAGGCCCGGGACUGCCAGCGCCCGCACGGGGCAGGUAAUUUCAUGCUCCCAAAAUGGGACAUAAAGUAGUCGUAUUUGACGUUUCUGUCAUCAGAGCCUUGUGGGAAACUCGUGUCAAGAAGCACAAAACUCGGCAGAAGCAGGAAGAAGAAAGGCUGGAGAAAAGCGCAUUGGAAAAGAUAAAGGAAGAGUGGAACUUCGUGGCUGAGUGCAGAAGGAAAGGCAUCCCCCAGGCCGUGUACUGCAAGAAUGGCUUCGUAGACACCAGUGUGCGGCUUCUGGAAAAGAUCGAAAGGAACUCUCUCACGAGGCAGACUUCACUUUCCAAGGACAGAGACAAACGGAGCAGUCCAUUUGUGUUUGAACUUUCGGGGGAACACUGGAAGGAGCUCCCAGAGACGCUGAAGGAGCAGACCCACCUGAAAGAGUGGCACAUAAGCAACACCCUGAUUCAAAUCAUUCCUACAUAUAUUCAGCUCUUUCAAGCCAUGAGAAUUCUGGAUCUGCCAAAAAACCAAAUCUUGAGUCUUCCCGCUGAAAUUGGUUGUUUGAAGAACCUGAAGGAACUCAAUGUGAGUUUCAACCAUCUGAAGAGCAUUCCUCCAGAACUUGGAGAUUGUGAAAAUCUAGAGAGACUGGAUUGUUCUGGAAAUCUGGAAUUAACUGAGCUCCCCUUUGAAUUAAGUAAUUUGAAGCAAGUUACAUUCGUAGAUAUCUCAGCAAACAAGUUUGCCAGUGUCCCGAUCUGUGUCCUGCGGAUGUCUAAUUUGCAGUGGUUGGAUAUCAGCAACAAUAACCUGAAUGACCUGCCACAAGAUAUAGACAGGCUAGAAGAACUGCAGAGCUUUCUCUUGUAUAAAAACAAGCUGACCUACCUUCCUUACGCCUUGCUUAACCUAAAGAAGCUCACCUUGUUAGUCGUCAGUGGGGACCAUUUGGUGGAGCUCCCAACUGCCCUCUGUGACUCAUCCACACCUUUAAAAUUUGUAAACCUUAUGGACAAUCCUAUUGAUAAUACUCAAUGUCAAGAUGCUGACGAAAUGAUGGAAAAUGAACGGGAUCGCCAACAUUUUGAUAAAGAAGUUAUGAAAGCCUAUAUUGAAGAUCUCAAAGAAAGAGAAUCCGUUCCCAGCUAUACCACCAAGGUAUCAUUUAGCCUUCAACUUUGAUGUCAUCCAUCAGAAGACUGCAAAAUCUCAUUAUCUUGUGGAGCUUUAAAUCUUUGUGCUAUGGAUCAUGUCAUAUAGGAUUAAUGGCUUGUACUUAAGGACACAGUCUAGAAACCACUGUCACAGUUGUUAAGAAAAAUGAUUUUCAAAUUUCAAAGCUAUGAAUACCUCCCUCCAUGGGCUAGAGAAGUAAUGUUAGUUUAUAUUUUGAUAUUUACAGCUUCAUUUGCAUAUACUUGUUUCCAAGUAAUGCAUGUUUAAUAUUUUAGAAAAUUUAUUAUUUUAAAAAUUAUAACUUAAAGACCAAA